This is a messenger RNA of Scatophagus argus, 1406 nucleotides long. RefSeq names its product steroid receptor RNA activator 1 (gene sra1). Gene Ontology annotation, biological process: regulation of transcription by RNA polymerase II. The record is from RefSeq and is a predicted model, not a curated record. Lineage: Eukaryota; Metazoa; Chordata; Actinopteri; Scatophagidae. The coding region runs from base 205 to 1044 and encodes 279 amino acids. Gene Ontology annotation, cellular component: nucleus. The transcript is spliced from 6 exons.
CAGGGCGGAAGUUGCUUUGUUUAGUGCUGUCUGCACGACGCGGAUGUAGUUAACUAAACACGUAAUAUUCACCGGUCUUUAUAUCUGUACGAUUACACAUGAUUUUGACCCCAAGGUUACUUCAGCUCUUUUGGUUAGCUUAGCCUCCCUAAGAAGAAGAAGAAGAAGAAGAAGCUCUUGUUGUUUGACACGGUGGGGUCCAACAUGGAGGACAUGUAUGUGAAACCAGGUAACCAGGAGCGAGGUUGGAACGACCCCCCACAGUUCUCAUAUGGCCUUCAGAUGGCCCGCGGACCACAGAAGAACCUCCUGAACAGGAGAGUAGCUCCACCUGCAGCUUCGGGUGUAGGAGCCCCACCCAUGACUCCUCCAUCCUCCAGUCCUCUGGCCCCACCCCUAAGUGGUGUAGCCCCGCCCCCGCUUCACCCUGCUCGGCCUCCUUCUGCCUCUGUGGCCACGCCUCCUCCUCCUCCUCUGGGUCCAAUGAGAAGCCAGAGACAGGCUGACAGCAGCCAACCAGAGACUGAGCCUGACGUAGACGCUGUGGUGUUGGUGAUGAACCGAGCGCUUGCUGCCUGCAGGCAGGCUGUUAAAAACCAGGUGUGUAAUGAUGUGGCUAAGAGGCUCCGCCUGCUGGAGGACAGCUGGAGGUCAGGUAGACUGAGCCUUCCUGUCAGGAGACGCAUACACACCCUGUCUCUGGAGUUACAGUCGGGACACUGGGACUCAGCUGAUGAGAUCCAUCGCUCUCUGAUGGUCGAUCAUGUGACAGAAGUCAGCCAAUGGAUGGUUGGUGUCAAACGACUCAUCGCUGAGACCCGACAACUGAGUCCAGAACUGUUAGAACCAUUUCAGAAUCCUGCAGAACCAGUCCAAGACCCUGCAGAUCUAGCCCAAGACCUUGCAGAACCAGUCCAGGACUCUGCAGAAUCAGUCCAAGACCCUGCAGAUCUAGCCCAAGACCUUGCAGAACCAAUACAGGACUCUGCAGAACCAGUCCAGGAUGCUGUAGAACCAGUCCAGGACCCAGUCUCCCAGUCUUGAUUCUGUUGCUCCUGUUUCUUUCUGCUCUCAUCAAACCUCGACUCUUUUAACCAAAACCAGGAUCUGGUGCUAAAAAUCUUCACAGUCAUGUUCACACUUAAGCAGAGGGUCAAAGGACAGAGCCCCAGCAGCAGGGAGGGGGGGUCUGAGGUGGGCCCCUGUGUCUGACAUUCGACUCUGGACUCUGAACGGUAACAGUCUAAGGUCAUGUGACAUCUCCACCAAUCACAGCUCAGCUCUAUGCAGUUAACCUCAAUUUAAGGCGGCAAUGACACAAAUCAUGAACUCGUUUUUUACUUUGUUUUCUCGAUGAAUGUGAUGUGGGAAUAAAUCUGAUUCUUUUCUUUCCACGUAGGAACGCC